UCUAUUGCGCUAUCGGUGAAUAAAGUGUCAACGAUAUUAAAAUAAAAAAAUAUGAGAAAUGAAAUUAAAUGUUGAGGAGAAAAAUUUUUAGUUAAGCACAUAUCACAUCUGAAAUCCACUCAGAACUGCAUAGCAUAUAAAAAAGAAAAAAUGAAUGAACGAAUGAAUGAAAUUUGAACAGAAGUAGAAAAGGUGACUACGAUAAGUGACCUUAAGCAGUGAAGAAAAUAUAUAUUUUUUUUUUGCAAUUCAACAAAUUGAGAGAGUGAGCGAGGAAGGAAGGUGAAGUGAUAACAAAAGCGGAAUAAUCUUUCUGUAUAAAACGCACAAAAACAUUCUUAACAACAAAUUUGGAUAAGGUGGAGUUUUGAUCGUUCAAGAUUGUGAAAUGGGAGGUUGUGUGGGUCGCUACAGUGGCGAUAAUGAGACAGUGAGUGUAUCAUCGGCAAGUGUAUCCAGACCGCCGACAGCAGGAACGCAAGUUGGACCUGCCCGCAAAAAUCGACCUUUGUGCCAUGAAACGAUACGCUGGCGUUCAGAUGUUCCUUUGACCGAAGGCCAAUUGCGUUCUAAGCGCGACGAAUUUUGGGACACCGCGCCGGCCUUUGAUGGCCGCAAAGAAAUCUGGGAUGCCCUAAGAGCGGCAACUACGGCAGCCGAGGCUCUAGAUUUUCAACUGGCCCAAGCCAUUUUGGAUGGGGCAAAUGUUUCAGUGCCGAAUGGAUAUCUUACAGAGUGCUACGAUGAACUAGGUACACAAUACAAAGUACCAAUUUAUUGUCUAUCAUAUCCUAUUAAUAUAGUUAAGGAGGAAAAUGGUCGUGAUUCACCUGCCGAAUUUUCAGAGCCCGUCGAUGGCGGCACAGAAAUAUUCCUUAAACUGAGAAUAUCAUCAACAAUGUCUGAUGUUAAAUUACCUGUUUACUCCAAAGACACAGUGGGCCAAUGUAAAAAGAAAUUGCAGGCUGUAGAAGGUGUUGAUGCCUGUUGCCAACGCUGGUUCUAUGGCGGCAAACUAUUGGGGGACAAGGUACCCAUCGAGGAGUGUAAUAUACAGAACGGCUAUGUGGUACAAGUCAUUGUAAAUACUGAACACUAUAACCAUGACAAUAGCACAAGUAUCGCCACUGCAAGCUAGCCAACAUUCAUCAUAGUCCAGCAGCACAAAGUGAACAACACAAUGCUAACAACAGCUCUACUAUCUACUAUGGCAACAAAUUGCAAUAAAAACAUUGUUGUCUAUCAUCCAUUGUAUCCCGCUUUCAAAUACCAUCAACAAAAAUGGUCGUAUCGACAGCAGCAGCUGCAGCAACAGCGGCAACCGCAAUAUCAUCGAUAUCACAAUCUGAGCUGUUGCGUUGUGCAGCCUAUACAGAAUUCAUUGUCAUUGCCAGCGACAACAACUACUCCCCCCUCAUUACCAACGGUGAAGCCAUCAUCACCAUCGUUUGUAUUGCGGACAACAAGAAUAGAACAUGACAUUGCAUUUGUUGUUGGAAAGACGAAUAGCUCCUUCUCAUUGGAUAGUAGUUGUUGUAAAAUUGUGAAGAUAUCAUUGAUAGUUUUAUUAAUACUAUUGUUAAUCAUAAUGCAUUUUGUUGCAAUUUGUUGUUAAACUGAAUGGAAAAUGCAAACGAAACGAAACGGAAAACUAAGUAAACGAAACAUAAUAAUAAUUAUAAUUAUAACAAUAUAAAGAAACGAUUGAUUAUUCAGUCAUUUUUGUUUCCGUUCCACUUACUGAAAAUCCUCUUCCCUCCCCCCCUCCAUCUCCUCUUCCACUAUUUUUGCAAUUUUUUUUUAUAUUUUUCUACUAAACAAAAAGUCCUCAUAAUUAUAUUUGUAUUUAUUUCCUGCCACUCUCCUUAAAAUCGAUUACAAUUUAUCGCUUUGAUGACCACACAGCCUAUGUAACUAUACUGGCCACUGGCUGGCUGUAUGUCAUUGAUGUGAUAAAUUCUGAAUUCUGAAUGGCAUCAGAUGAGAGCGCCAACAAAGAUAUAUCAGCCGACAUUGAAUCUAAUGGAAAUGAUUUCUUUUUGUACAUUAUACAAUUUUUGAUUUAUACUGCAUUCAAUUUUUUUAUUGUUUUCAUUUUCUAGUUUGGUUUUUACUAAAGAGCAAAACAUAUAUAGUAGGCAAUUAGAAGAAUACAAAAGAUGAGAAACACAAAUAUUAACUAAUUUUAAGUGCGUACAAUUUAAUUUGAAAUUAAUUUAAACUUAAAAGAAACCCUUACCCAUUUUCAACUACAGCCCAAAAAUAGUAAAGUAUACUUUAUGCAUAACAUGUACACAGCCAUAUUAAACAAAAAUAAAGUAAAUAAUAAAAACUGAA
This is a messenger RNA of Stomoxys calcitrans (stable fly), 2337 nucleotides long. RefSeq names its product ubiquitin domain-containing protein 1. Gene Ontology annotation, molecular function: protein binding. The record is from RefSeq and is a predicted model, not a curated record. NCBI's taxonomy places the organism in Eukaryota, Metazoa, Arthropoda, Insecta, Diptera, Muscidae. The transcript has 4 exons. The coding region runs from base 389 to 1138 and encodes 249 amino acids.